AUGAUUAUCAAGAGACAAAUGUCCCCUGGUGGCAGAUCCGCGGAUCUUGCUUUGGUCUUUGUGAUUGUCCUGGCAAGCGUUGGCCUUCUCCUUCUAGGAUAUUUCUUACUGCGAAUUCUUCGCGCCCAACACCCCGAACCGCCCAAGUUUGUCCCGUCCUUUCUCAAGAAAAGGUGGAAGAACUGGGUUCCAAAAAAACUCUACGGUCGGGUUCCUGAUGGCAGCACUACAGCGGAUGGCUCAGCAGUGCCGGAUCGCGGACAGAAUACAGCAUAUACUGGUGCAGGAGGAACAGAGACAGCCGCUGCGCAGGUGUCCAUUGACCGAAACACCUCGAUCCGUUCGAUAAUGACUCUUCCAGCCUAUUCGCCUCAUCCAAAACCAUCUGAACUGGUGAUUGGGAGGGAAGGAGAGCGUGCUGGUAUGGACGUCGUCGUGGAAUUCCCCGAAACCAAUGAUGAAGAGGAAAAUAGAAGGGAGCAGGAGAUGGAAUCACUAUACCAGAUACGAAUGACUCGAAGGCGGGAAAUAUCUGAGCGAGAAGAGAGGCGGCGAUUGCGACGGGAGGCUCGAGAGCGAGGAGAUUGGGCGUAUUUAGAACAAUUGCGCUCAGAAAGGCAGGCUACGCUUGCUAAUGGCGAACAGUCCAUCACUGCGGCCUCUCUUCUGGCGGAGCAUCAGGCUCGUGGACGGGAGAGGCGAAUAUCAAGCGUUUCGUACGCGGAAAUUGGCCAUGUCCGCCACGAUGGCUCUCGACUGCGUGCCAGCUCUCAGGGAUCAGACUCCCGACCUUUGCUCGACACAGCUGCACCCAUAGGGCAGGGCGAGAGCGAGCCGCCAUUAAUACACCAUCGCACUUUGUCUGGCACCUCUAUGUUGUCUCAGUCUACCCUCUCCGAUUUAUCCCAUGCCGCGACCCCAGAGAGUGAUAUCGCAGAUUCAGCCAUCCCACAGCCUCCACCAUAUGAGCAUCUGGAUCUUGGCGACGCUCCUCCUUACCACAGCCCUCCGCACCGUUCCAGAGAUCUAGUACGAGUGAGCAACGUACCAAGCAUCGCCGUCGAAAAUGCCACGCCACCCCCCAGUGUUCCCACCAGUCCCGUCGAUACUCGCAGAACAGCUGGAGAUAGUUCUAUUCCAAGACGAUCAUGA
Ophidiomyces ophidiicola is the source of this 1152-nucleotide messenger RNA. RefSeq lists its product as uncharacterized. NCBI's taxonomy places the organism in Eukaryota, Fungi, Ascomycota, Eurotiomycetes, Onygenales, Onygenaceae. The record is from RefSeq and is a predicted model, not a curated record. The transcript is spliced from 2 exons. The coding region runs from base 1 to 1152 and encodes 383 amino acids.